Pocillopora meandrina is the source of this 3525-nucleotide messenger RNA. The record is from the annotation of a GenBank genome assembly. NCBI's taxonomy places the organism in Eukaryota, Metazoa, Cnidaria, Anthozoa, Scleractinia, Pocilloporidae.
AUGCCUCCUUCAACUGUAGAGCGAUGCACGGACAAAGAAGACUCACUCCAAAAUUGCAAACGAAAGAAGCGACGCGCUCCAAGAUUAACUGGGGUUAGCAAACAGCGAAGAAAAGCAAAUGCGCGGGAAAGAGAUCGAGUAAACAUCCUGAAUAACUAUAUUCAAAUUCUACGAACUUUAAUUCCUCAAACACAGAACAAUUACAGGGUUACCAAGUUUGAUGUCAUAGUGGGUGCUACUUUGUACAUCUCGCAGCUUUCAUCCAUCUUGAAGGAACAAGGAGUUUUGGUUGGCAAACGGAUCGAAGACGUUCAAGACCCUAAAACUGAGUUAUCAGCUCUGCAAGAAACGGAAACCUGAACACCUCUUUAAGACCUCAAAGUUUACAAACUGUGAUUAACUCCAAAUUAAGCCGAGAUUUUGAAUUGCAAAAGUUCAAAUGUUAGUAAUCUUAGAUAACCAGUUAUUGAUUUAUCUAGAAGAUAAAAUAACGCGUUUUACUGGACUUAAAAUUACAACUUAGAGCGGUUCAGCUUCUGACGGAAUUUCGUUUAAGCCCUGUUCCACUUUUGUUUUGCUGUUUACCGACUUCUUAACAGCAAGAGUCAACAAACUGUAAUAACCUCGAUACAGUGCAUUCAAAGCCUCUUUUCUAAGCUAGGCACAACAAUGUUGUAUCACCGAGAGAUGAAAAUAAACUCAGUACAGUUCUCAUACCCAUCUACUUUUUGUGUGUUGAGUUUCUUUUGAAUUCUUUAACUUUUACAAAACUUAAGACAUGUUUGAAUGAUUUACCAAAAUACAACUGAUAAGAGUGAAAGCAAUCAUCAAUGAAAAGAUUCUUUUCAAACAACAAUGUUUCCCUCAGGCGAGAGGCGAUGUCUAUUUUUAUUCAUACAUCAGAAAAGUAUGUACCAGCUAAGAAAGGCAGUUUUGAUGAAUAUUACUGACGAUUACCAAGUUUUUGCUCCUAUUUCUUCUGAGAAAUCUGAUGCGAAACUAUUCAUUUAAAUUUUUCAGCAAUUAUACUUUAUCUUUUCAAUUUUGGAGCAGAUUAAAAUGGUUCCUUCGGCUUCUUUCAAAAUCAGCCAAACGUAAAACCCUAUCAGAGAUAAGCCACAAUUUGAGCCAUAACUUAUACUUAAAUUAUUAGUUGUUAUUCAAGUAAUAAUCUUCGUCCUUGACCCGGUCUAAGACAGGAAUUUAUGCCUUUUUCCGUCUUCAACCAAAAUCUGAGAAAGAUAACGGAUUAAGGAACGCAAAUAUACAGUUACACAUUAGACCGGAAUGUGUUUUGAGAGAGUUUGAAAUUCUUUACCCCCCAGUUUAGUUUUUGGCAAAUUACCCGCUGAGAGAAUAAACUCGAGCAAUGCAUAUUUUUGCAGAAGUUGUUUCGAUCCGUUUAACGAACAAGGACUAAUAAGAAGAGAUUUAAAUUUGAGCUUUCACGGGGCAGAGGUUUUAAAACAGUUAACACAGAUACCAAAGGUGAGAAGAAUAUGCAUUUGUUUUGCCGAAAUGUUGCUCUAAUAGUGAUUAACCUCUAAGUCAUUCGCCGUUAAAUUGUAUGUUAUUUUUCUGGCACGCGCAGUACAAAUCGUUUUGACUUAAUGCGUGUGCUUUAGCAAUCAAGAUUUCAGAUCGAAUAGGCAAUAUAUGUAAUCUGAUAAGCCAUCAGUUUCAGCUCAUCCCGAAUAUAUUUUUGCCAAGUAAAUUUCGCAGCCUUCGCCCAAAAUAUUUUAAACCAAAGGUCGCAUUCAUAUUCUCUUAAUAUUCAGUUCAGGUAAGACAGAGUACAAAUAUUUGUCUGUUACGAUUUCUAAGUGACAUCUCAUCUUUUAUUUGACUGAUAUUCAUAACCUGCUGUAAGUUUACAGACCAAGUAAUCUCGUUCUCUGCUACAAUUAGAGAUACUAUCAAAAUGCACAUCGGUAACUUCAUUGUUCAUCAAAGCAACUUGGCCUAGAGAUGGCCGCAAUUACCAAAGUUAUUGUUCGGGACAAUAGCUUAUUGCGGUAGGUACUGAAUAACACGUUUGCCCCCCAAAGUUAAUAACUGAGAUACCUCGGCCGGAUGAGAUGAAAUAACUAAUGUAUAUCGCGAAUCGCUGUUGCGACAUUGUUAUAGUGUAAAACUCUGUAUUGUUUUCUUUUUGAGUGGAAAGCAGUGUAUGUACUUUUACAUUUAGUUGAUUUCACUACAGAAAGUAGCAAUUACGUUUGGCUGUUUCCAGAUGGAUAGCUCUCGAAAACCUGCCGUAAGUCUGGCGAAACCUACCGAGCAAUGCCGACAAAUUAAAAAAACCGACAAAUGGAAAUCUACGAUCGAAAAGCGCCGAAACAAACUCUAACAAUUCUUCCUAAUUAAUUCUAUUUAUGAUAUGAUUAGGAUUAAAGUUGCAAGCAGAGCUUUCUAUUGGGAAAUUGCGGUUAUGGAGGUUUUAUUCCAUUCGAUGCGGUUAUCCGGUUCCUAAGAAAUUCGAAUUAACAUUACCGACUGAGAAACACAGUUCUUAACAUAAAUUUUCUCGCAAAACGUACAGACAAUCAAAAAUUUCUUAAUAUUCGAUUUUUGUUGGGUGCACCUAGUGUUGACAUAGCAUGGUGUAGGGUAAAGUAGGCUGCUUUUUUUUCCUUGAAAUUGUUUGAGUUGGUACAAAAUUAGAUUUCUCACGGCAAAUAUUUCAUUCACAAGCGAAUACAACAGGGCUGUUUUAUCAACAAUGAAAAGAAUAACUUGUGACUGAUAACUAUGGGGUCCUGUCGAGAGCAUUUAACUGAAAUGAUUUUGUACAAACAGGGCUUAAAGAUGGUGAAUUCACUGGCAAGUGUUGGGGUCAUGCACUCAUCUGUGUGCAGCAAUUACAAGUUUGAUUCACCGGCUUCAGUGCCUUCGUCGCCAGCUCAAGCAAAGAAAAAGCACAAGAGACGGGGACCAAAACUUACAGGAGUCAGUAAACAAAGAAAGUCAGCAAACGCAAGAGAGAGGAAUAGAGUACAAGCUAUCAACAGCGCCUUUGAGACUUUGCGCAAUUUAAUACCUCUACUUCCAACAGAGAAACGGCCAUCUAAGAUAGAAACAGUACGACUGGCUGCACUUUAUAUUCAUCAUCUCACAGAACUGUUGAAAAAAAAUCGACAAUGUGAGUCGACUUUAACGAAGCCUCAAGGAAAAAGCGACGCGUACUUAGUUACUGUGAAAGAGGAAAGUUCUUCUGAUUCAGAUUUUUGAAACUAAAAUUUGACAUACAGUAAACUUGCUGCGAUCUAAAAUUUUCUUCAGUCUUGAAGAGUUUAAGUAGGACAACAACAGUGACGACAAUUUCAUUUGUCCUCAAUUUUACCUUUCCAUAAUGGAAACAUUCUAAACCACGCUACUGUGGAAUGUAAGGGUAUUCUGCAUGCUAUGCAGAUAAUAGCGGAUGCGCGAACCUCUGCGAAGAUAAUCAGACCCUUAGGCGUGCAGGUUUUUCAGUUAAAACAGGUUCAUUUAGAAUGAAAAGAAACUGAGCUGUUUAUAGACAGC